UGACCAAUGGCUAACUUAACAGACUGUCCCUCAAUCGAUGAAUUCCGUAACCAAGUCUAUUCUACAGUGUACUCUAUCAUUACUGUCUUUGGACUGAUGGGCAAUGGCUUUGCACUGUACGUGCUUCUUCGUACCUACCGUCAGACUUCAGCCUUCCACAUUUACAUGCUGAACUUGGGUGUAUCAGACCUGCUGUGUGUCAGCACUCUGCCCCUCCGGGUGCUCUACUACAUCAACAAAGGGCAAUGGAACCUGGGGGACUUCCUCUGCCGGCUGAGUUCCUAUGCACUCUAUGUAAACCUCUACUGCAGUGUCUUCUUCAUGAUGGCUAUGAGUUUUACCCGCUUCCUAGCGAUCGUAUUCCCGGUGCAAAAUCUGAGGCUAGCCACAGAGAAGAAGGCAUGGAUAGUUUGUGUGUGCAUUUGGAUCUUCAUUUGCAUGACCAGUUCACCUUUUCUGCUCUCAGGUCAGCAUACUGACCCACUGACUAAUAAAACCAAGUGUUUUGAACCACCAGAAAAGCCAGGCAGCCUGGAUAAACUGAUCAUGCUCAAUUACUUUUCCCUGGUAGUGGGAUUUAUCAUCCCCUUCCUUGUCAUCUUACUGUGCUAUGCUGGCAUCUUGCGCACUCUACUUAGGAACACUAGUGGUGCAAACAAACAGCGUUACACUCGUAACAAAGCCAUUCGAUUAAUCAUUGUGGUGAUGCUGGCUUUCUUGAUCAGUUUUAUGCCCUAUCAUAUACAACGCACACUGCAUCUCCACUUCAAAAGCCGCAAAAGUGCAACCUGUGAGGAAGUCAAUUACAUGCAGAAGUCUGUGGUCAUCACGCUUUGCUUGGCUGCUGCCAACUCGUGCUUUGACCCGAUGCUCUACUUCUUCUCUGGAGAGAACUUUCGACACCGUCUAUCAACCUUUCGCAGGGCUUCUGGAAACGCCAUUUUACCACACAAGGGCCGUCAUCCUCUCCAAAGCUCCCCACCUGCGGAGGAUAGUGAACUGCAGAGCUGUAAUGGUUCAAACACACAUGGGUAGAGGAAAUGAACAUGUGUUAAAUAUAAAGACGAAAUUAAGCUUAUUCUUCAAAGCAGUUUUAAGAAGGUGAAGAAGGAAAAACAAUGAAGAAAAUCCUAUUUACUCCAUUCCAGUAUUAAAAGUAAAAACUACUCCGCAGAUUUUGUGCAUGACUUCGAUGAAGGAUGGGUAUCUAUUAUUAAUUCAUUAUUAUAUAAACUGACUCCAGUCUUUAGACAAUGUGUUUCCAAUAUGUAAAACAUGUUCUUAUGACAGCUUUUUGAGAUAUAUAAUAAUGUUAAUAAAUGUUGUAACUUCGUGUAAAUACUGUAUGUUGAAAAUAAAUGACCUAUUAUUAUGUUCUCAUCUGAAAUCAACUUCGAAAGGGGCAUAAAAGAAAGGAACAAAAGCAAUUUAUCAGGGAGCCAAAAAAGUUUGUUGUAUACAAUGCAGUUUUUUAUAAAUAUAUUAGUUAUCAA
This is a messenger RNA of Danio rerio (zebrafish), 1493 nucleotides long. RefSeq names its product cysteinyl leukotriene receptor 1 (gene cysltr1). Gene Ontology annotation, cellular component: membrane; plasma membrane. The record is from RefSeq and is marked validated. Gene Ontology annotation, molecular function: G protein-coupled receptor activity; leukotriene receptor activity. NCBI's taxonomy places the organism in Eukaryota, Metazoa, Chordata, Actinopteri, Cypriniformes, Danionidae. Gene Ontology annotation, biological process: leukotriene signaling pathway; G protein-coupled receptor signaling pathway; signal transduction.